Molecule: messenger RNA, 1472 nt
Organism: Daphnia magna
Lineage: Eukaryota; Metazoa; Arthropoda; Branchiopoda; Diplostraca; Daphniidae
Gene: CSN4
Product: COP9 signalosome complex subunit 4
Exons: 6
Coding region: 184-1407 (407 amino acids)
Cellular component (GO): COP9 signalosome; cytosol
Source: RefSeq, a predicted model, not a curated record
GUGGCUACACCAGUAUUCUAUUACUCUGAUUUAGCGUUCCGUAGUUGCCUGGUAACCGUCAUAGGAGGUAUUCAAGUUUACACUUUACAGGCCUAAACCAUUAAGUAGGCCUUGGAUUAAACGUACCGUUUACGUCAUUGUCAGUGGUAGAAGUAUUGAGUUAUUUGUAUUUGGUCUGUAGAAAUGUCUCUUAAUUACAAACAACAGUUGGCAACGCUCUUGAAUUCUGGUGGGUUUCACAAGGAUCAGGCGGAAAAGUUUCGCUUAAUAUUAGAAAGUUUAUUGAAACUUGAAGAUUCCGAAGGACAAGUUGAAGGGUUAAAAGCUUUGAUUGAAACGAUUGUUCAUGAGAAUGUUUCACUUGUUAUUAGUCGCCAGAUUUUAUCUGAAAUCAGCUGCCAUAUACCAAAAUUGACAGAUGAAAUGGGGAAAUCUGUGUGCAGUUUUGCAUUAGGAAAAAUUCAACCUAGAGUGAUUUCCUUUGAAGAGCAAGUAGCUUCGAUUCGCCAACAUUUAGCAGAUAUUUUUGAACGUGAACAAUGUUGGAAAGAAGCUGCAAAUGUCUUAGUAGGCAUACCAUUGGAAACUGGCCAGAAGCAGUAUUCUUUGGAAUAUAAACUUGAGACCUAUCUAAAGAUAGCCCGGCUCUAUUUAGAAGAUGAUGACCCUGUGCAAGCUGAAUCAUUUAUUAAUCGAGCAUCUCUUUUACAGGCUGAGUCAAAAAAUGAGCAACUCCAAGUAUAUUACAAAGUCUGCUAUGCCAGAGUAUUAGAUUAUCGUCGAAAAUUCAUUGAAGCUGCGCAGCGUUACAAUGAACUUUCUUACCGAAGCAUAAUCCAUGACGACGAAAGAAUGACAGCUUUGAGGAAUGCUUUAAUAUGUACCAUACUAGCAUCAGCUGGUCAGCAGAGAAGCAGAAUGCUCGCAACUUUAUUCAAAGAUGAGCGAUGUCAACAGCUACAAGCCUACUCUAUUUUGGAGAAAAUGUAUCUUGAUCGUAUUAUACGUCGUAAAGAGCUUGUUCAGCUUGAUUCUCUGUUGCAACCUCACCAGAAAGCUAAGACGGCUGACGGUUCUUCAAUUCUGGAUCGUGCGGUCACGGAACACAACCUUUUGGCAGCGAGCAAGCUGUACAACAACAUAACUUUCAUGGAACUUGGAGCGUUGUUAGAGGUGGAUCCUCUCAAGGCCGAGAAAAUUGCAUCUCAGAUGAUAACUGAAGGCCGAAUGAACGGUUCAGUUGAUCAAAUUGAUUCUAUCGUGCAUUUUGAAAGUCGAGAGGUUUUACCAGCCUGGGAUCGUCAAAUCCAAUCACUUUGUUACCAAGUUAACAACAUAAUUGAAAAAAUUACCAAUGUAGCACCGGAAUGGUAUUCUAAAUCAAUAGACGAGCAAAUGGUACAUUAACUUGUGUGUAUAGUUGUGUACAUAUCCAUGGAAAUGUUUACAGUAAAGUGGCUUUAGCUUGCAAA